CCAGCCACAGAGCUCGUUACCUCCAUCACCUACGAGCCCAUGGAGAGACGCCCGCGGACGGCCAAUGACGACAACGAAGAUCACAGCGGAAGUGAUGACACUGAUGGCGGCGACUCUGACAGUUCUUGUGGUGGGUCACUGCUAUAUGCGUUAAGAUUUCAUAUGCAUAUGUUGUUGUUGUUUUUUUGCCUUAGAAUAAUCAUUUUUUCAGACAAGGGCAAUACUUUGAAGCGUCUGACUAAUGAUAUUGUACUUUAACAUCCUAAUUCAUGACUUUAUUGAUCCUUGGUGGAUUUGUUAAUACAUUAAUUUUUAUAGACAUCUAUUUAUUUAUAAGGAUUAAUUUUUUUAAAAUCUAAAAUCGAUAGAAAAAAGCAAACUUUUAGUAAAACUAUCUUUAGAUGAAAUCCGUAAAUCCUUAAUUUUAAAAACGAAAAAAAAAUUUAAAAAGUAAAGGCAUAAAAUCAACAAAGAAACAAAACUGUCGUAAAAGUCGACAAAUCAAUCCUAUCAAGUCCUAUCUUACGCAGCACACUACAUUCAUAGCACACUACCUUACACAGCAUACUAUCAUACACAGCACACUACCUUACACAGCAUACUACCUUACACAGCACACUACCUUACACAGCACACUACCUUACACAGCACACUACCUUACACAGCAUACUAUCAUACACAGCACACUACCUUACACAGUAUACUACCUUACACAGCACACUACCUUACACAGCACACUAUCUUACACAGCACACUAUCUUACACAUCACACUAUCUUACACAGUACACUAUCUUACACAGCACACUAUCUUACACAGCACACUAUCUUACACAGCACACUACCUUACACAGCACACUACCUUACACAGCACACUUCUUAUCCAGCACACUUCUUAUCCAGCACAAUAUCUUAUCCAGCACACUAUCUUAUCCAGCACACUAUCUUAUCCAGCACACUAUCUUAUCCAGCACACUAUCUUAUCCAGCACACUAUCUUAUCCAGCACACUAUCUUACACAGCACUGCCGAAGAUAAUAGAAGGGUUCAAGUCAGUUUUUCGAAAUUUCCAUGUUAUCUCCCAUGUGACUACAUUCCAUUCAAUAGAAUAAUAUGGCACAUAGGCCCAACUGAAAAAGCAGCGUUCUCAAUAAAUGAAUACAUAGACAUCUUGACAUUUUCAUGAGGAAUUUUCAAACUUUAUAUUCAGUUUUUCUCAAAACUCUCAAAACCUGACAUCACUGGUUUUCCCCCUUUGAAUGUUAUAAUGUGUGAUUUUGUCUCUAUUUUCAGAUGAGUUUGAAACACGUGACCAACAGAGCAGGAGGAGAAGGCAGUCCGAAGAAUCGGGAGAGGAGGAGGACACCAGUUUACUCUAAUACCCAACCCCCCUAAGGGGUCAUGGGUCACAUGUGCAUGCAGACAAAACAAAAUGUAUCGUAUGUAGGAUUGGCGCAGAUUUCACAGCUGUGAAUCAAUAACCUGAAAUUUGCCAAGCUCACAUGUAUUCUCAACUGAGAAGUAGUCACAGAUGUGAGUUUGAAUUAUAAAAAAAAAUGCUACUAUAACUAAAGUAUGUAUCCUGGGCUCCUAAUGUAUUAUAUAGAUGGGAACAGCGAUCACGCCGUGUAAAGUAAAUAAAGAAUGGAACAAGAUAUCAUUGUUUGGGGCCUGACAACAACGACAGGACAAGGCCAAGCGCACAUUGUUCCACUAUUUAUUUCCUGAUGCUUAGGAAUCAAGAAUUGAGCCUAACAUAAAUUGUGACGCAGGUGUGUGUACAUGGAGCAGUGAUGGAGCUGAGAAAUUCACGUCAUCUUCCAAUGUUUACUGGUGUAGGCAAGUUAUGUAAUCACCCGACGCUUACUGAUGUAAUGGAGUUCAUUUGAUGAACUGAUGUUUGAUGGUACAAUGAUUAAUUCAUUUUCUGGUUAAAGAUGUCAGGUGUUGGUGUAAUCAUUCAAUGUCCAUUAUUAUCGUAUGAUGCUUUUAUCACCAUCCUAAGUAUUCUGAUGUAAUUAAUCUCUAUAAUCACGCUAUGUUCGUUGAUCUAAUCUAUUUUAAAGUACGACUUACGUGGUUCAAUCAUACGAAGCACUUGAAGUAUUUCGUCAGCUGUAAAUGAGGGUUGUAGAAAAACUGGAAUUCCCCAUUAACCAUCUCAAUUGUAAUCUGUUUCAGGUUUCACUGAGAGCAGUAAGUGCGCGAAAGACAGCCUUAAAAAAAAUAAUAUGGUGUUUUCUAUAUGUACAGAACACAUGUAGUUGGAAUGAGAAACAAUACUAAUUGCAGAACAAUUUCUUCACUAAAAGAUUCAUAUGCACACAUAUCCCUUAGUACGGCUCCCUACGGAAUUGCCUCUUAAAUUUGGCUCCCAAUUUUUAUGGUCAGCAGACGGAUCGAGGAUCCGACAUAUUUUGAAUGAUGAAAGUUAUUUUUGUAUAAAAGAAACAUAUUGAUAACACAAUUUUAGCUCUUUAUCAUUAGAGAACAACGAUUGAAGCGGUUACAUGUGAUUGACCAAAAUAUGUAAGCAAAUUACAUUCCAAAAAAUUUUGUUUAGAAAAUGAUUGAUUGUUUUCACAGAAGUCUUGUUAUGAAAUAUAUUUGAAAGACAAACUUCUACCUCUUACAUACACUGAAGCUAUUCUGUAUAAGAAAAUAUGUAAAUACCAUUUGUAGAGAUAACAUAUAAAAAAGAAAGAAUCUAAGGGACUGAGGAAUGAUUGAUAGAAAGUAGGGGCUAUGAAACAUUGAGUGAAUGAUUAAUUGAAAGUAGGGGCUGUGACAACACAGAGUAAAUGAUAGAUAGAAAGUAGGGGCUGUGACAACACAGAGUAAAUGAGAGAUAGAAAGU
Lymnaea stagnalis (great pond snail) is the source of this 2854-nucleotide messenger RNA. The record is from the annotation of a GenBank genome assembly. NCBI's taxonomy places the organism in Eukaryota, Metazoa, Mollusca, Gastropoda, Lymnaeidae.